Messenger RNA from Aspergillus clavatus NRRL 1, 1128 nucleotides. RefSeq lists its product as uncharacterized. The transcript is spliced from 2 exons. The record is from RefSeq and is a predicted model, not a curated record. NCBI's taxonomy places the organism in Eukaryota, Fungi, Ascomycota, Eurotiomycetes, Eurotiales, Aspergillaceae. The coding region runs from base 1 to 1128 and encodes 375 amino acids.
AUGCCUCUCACGGAGCAGUGCCAGAUCAGUGACCUGACUGCUUUCGAGAUGGUGAAAGGCCGCAAGAUUGUGGACUUCACCACCAGCGCUAUCGAAUCCUUUGAGGCGCCCAAAAUCAACCCGCUCAAUAGCACCGCAGGAGAGCAGUGGGAAUUUGACGGCGUGUCCGAAGAUGGGAUGCAGUCCUUUGUCUUUGGUUUCUAUCGUGAUCCGAAUUAUGCGAUCCUCGGCACGGGCAACUUUCGGCUCUCUAUUGAGUUCGCCUUUGCCAAUCGCACGCGCUUCUACGAGGUUUACUACGCGUCCCGGUCAGUGGUGGAGCACUGCUCUGUGGGCACACGCGGCGAAUGGGUGGAUGAUGCGGAUGGCUACAGUUUCUCGUUCCAGAUCAAAGCCGAUAUGAGUGAAGCCAUGGUGUUCCUGAACUCACCGAGUGCGAAGGGAACCGUGGCUAUCAAAUCUCGCGCGCGCCCUGUGACGGCGGAUGGUCAUGUUUGGCCGGCACACAACGCAUCCACUGAGGGAGUGCCUUUUUACCACUGGUCUGAGCCCAUUCCGGCUGGGGAUGUGGAGGUGGACGUGAUGAUUCAGGACCACCCAUUGGUGUUUCAAGGAAUGGGUGGUCAUGAGCGGUUCUGGUCUGCGUUUAGCUGGUUCACCUGUCUUACGCACCUCAGCGCUGUUCGGACCAUGCUGGGUCCCUACGUCCUCACCUACUUCAGCUUCACAUCUAACAUCAACCCUGGCGAAACACGGCAGUCGGUCGUCCUCUUUAAAGAUGGACUCCCCGUCUUCCGUAGUACACGAGCCGAGGCUUCAGAUGUUGACGACUAUGCCUUGGUUUCUAAAACUUACGGGGGUGCCGUAACUGGAACCUUAAAGGACAAGGUGACGGGAUAUCAGUUGGAACUUGUGUCUCCGGGCAGGAUGCAGCAUUACACCUUCUUCGUGGAACAUGCAAACCUGGGGUUCGAGUACAUCCUCGGCGAGGGAGUGGGAGGAAGCGGUUUCUCGGGCCACUCGCGGGGGGGACAUGUGGGAUUGUCUCAGUAUCAGGGGAUUGCCUUGACGGAGGCGUUGACCUUCCCGAAGAACUCUCCAUUAUUCCGCAGUAACUACGUGGCAUAA